AUGAAAUAAAAUAGGCAUUUUGCAACAAAAUGUAUUGGCAAAUUAAAAUUAAGCACGCAAUUAAUUAUUAUAGUCUCGAUACAGGUGUUAAUUAUUGUGUCUUAUGUUCUUGCACUAAAUUUAAUUCAUCAUUCUCUACUUAUAAAUUAUUUGUCAGAAGUAUCAGAUUAUAUGUUUGAAGAUAAUUCAAAUCAUGUUUUAUCUAAUAUGAUGGAAGAAUACAUUUAGCAUUUUAAUCAAGUAUUUAAUUUAAGUAAAUAUUUUAUUACAUUUCAGAUGGCAAUGCUUUGGUUUCAUUCCAUCGAUUAUAUCAUAUCACUAAAAAUCAAGUGCUACUCCAUCCUCUCGAAAUAAAUCCACUUUAUUAAAUGUAAUAUGGAGGAACAACUAAAAUUCCAGAUCCCUUAAGAAUUAUUAAAGGAUAUGGUAAUUAUGACAUUUCCUAUUCAUUCAUGUGUUACUCAAAUCUUUCUUAAUAUAAUUAACCAAAAACAAUAGAAGAAGAAUUGGGCAUUAAAUUAUAAGAGUAGAUUUAAGCAGCAGCAUAAAUAUUUUAUUAGGGAAAUUUAAUAAACCAAUCAUUCUUAUAUUCAUAUAUUAUUAAGGAGAAAAUAAAUUCCAUUUAUCCAUGUUUAAAUAGAGAUAAAGCAAUAUAUUCAUAUGUGGCUGAAAAAAGAGAUUGGUAUAUUGAAUUGAAAAGAAACUAUGAAAGUAAAUCACCAUAUGAUAAAUAUAAUUACACAUUUACUCAACCAUAUUUAUGUAACAAUUUGUAGAUCAAUUUAAAUAGUAUAUACAGAUAAAAAGAUUGGACUAUCUAUGACACUUCCAAUAGUUGAUAGAAAUUUAAGUUUAAUUGGAGGAGUUGUCUCUAAUUUCUUAGGUUCAUAAAUAGUUGAAAUGAUGAAAGUUAAUUAAUUUGGAUUUUAAAUAAUUUAUCUUGUAUCAGAAAAAGGUGUUAUGAUAAUGCAUCCCUAUAAAGUAACAGUAGAAUAAUUACCACUUUAUAUUUACAAUGAAAGUAUAACUGGAUUCAAUUUGACAGAUUGGGAAUAUAUCUUAAAUUUAAAUUCAGAUUCCUCUUGUCCAAUAUUUGAUAAAAUGUCUUCACUUCUUAAAUGUAGAUACAAUUCUUAUUAUAAAUAAGAAAUGAUAAUUGGUACACGUGAAAUUCCAGAAUUCAAAAUGAAACUUAUAAUGUAAGUUAUGAUAUUUAAUGUAAUAAUAGGUUACUGAGUAGUUCAGAAUACUUAAAAUUUUAUGAUGAUUUUUAAUCAACUUUAGAGAAAAGCUUAAAAGAAACAACUAGUAAUAAUAUAAUAUGGUUAUUUGGAUCAUUUAUUGUUCUUUGUUUAAUGAUUGUAGUGAUUACAUAAAUAUUAUUUCAUCCAAUAGAAAUGAUUAAAUAAUAAGCAAUAAAUUUAAUUAUUUAAUAAAGAAGAAAUAAAUAAUAAAUAUCAGAAUUUGCAGAAGUUUUAAUGAGUGAUGAAAUAUUUUCAUUAGUUCAAACUUAUAAGAUUGUAAUAAAUAAAUUGGAAUCAUUAUCAUUAAUAAAAACAAGUUAAUGUAAAUAAUUUGAAGAUAUUAAAUAUCCAACUAAAUAAUUCCCUAUUACUUAAUCUAAUUUUAAAUAAAAUAUUGAAUAAAUCAAAUAAUUCCAAGCUUUAAGAUUUGAAUAUUUAAAAGAUUUUAAUAAAGAUAAAGAAUUUGAAAAUGCUACGAUUUCCAUUAUGAAAAGAGUUCUCAAAUAACAAAAUACUAAGUUCCUUCUAUAUUGA
Paramecium pentaurelia is the source of this 1778-nucleotide messenger RNA. The record is from the annotation of a GenBank genome assembly. Lineage: Eukaryota; Ciliophora; Oligohymenophorea; Peniculida; Parameciidae.